This is a messenger RNA of Alosa sapidissima (American shad), 3670 nucleotides long. Its product is annotated as sodium- and chloride-dependent GABA transporter 2-like. The record is from RefSeq and is a predicted model, not a curated record. The transcript has 15 exons. Bases 334 to 2307 code for a protein of 657 amino acids. Gene Ontology annotation, biological process: sodium ion transmembrane transport. Gene Ontology annotation, cellular component: membrane. Lineage: Eukaryota; Metazoa; Chordata; Actinopteri; Clupeiformes; Clupeidae.
UACACACACAUCCACAUGCUCUAAGCACUCUGCAUGGACACAUUCACGAAUAGCUCCAGGCAGCGGGAGAAGAGCAGGCAGAAAGCGGAGGCUGAAUGAAGGGUUCCAUGGCACACAGUACAGAGACAACACCUUCAAUGUCCUUUCUGACUUUCAUGGGGAACUAGGCCAUUCAUAUCCGGCUUUUCGUAUACUUUCAGCAGUAGCAACUGCCAUCAGGACAGCCCAAACAUGGGUGGAAGUCAUUUACUGUAUGUAGCGAUGCCUCUCUUGCACCUCAGAUACUGAUAAUGAUAAUGCAGAGACUAGCAGUACUGCAGUAAGAAAAACACAAUGAAUAGAGAGGAACAAUGCAGCAGCAGAAACAUAAGGUCCAUGGAAAAGCAGCUUGAGUGUGAAAGUGCAAAGUGCAAAUUGGCCUACCAGGAUGGAAACUUGGCCCAACCUUCAUCCAACCAACUAGUGCGGGGCCAAUGGGCCAACAAAAUGGAAUUUCUCCUAGCAGUAGCCGGCCAGAUCAUUGGCUUGGGUAAUGUGUGGAGGUUUCCAUACUUGUGUUACAAAAACGGAGGAGGGGUGUUCUUCAUUCCUUAUGUGCUGUUCCUGUUUUCCUGUGGCAUCCCACUCUUUCUGUUGGAGACCUCUCUGGGGCAGUACACAAGCCAGGGAACAGUCACUUGUUGGCGAAAGAUAUGCCCUCUUUUUGAAGGUCUGGGCUAUGGAAGCCAAGUUGUGGUUUUGUACUCCAGCAUUUAUUACAUCAUCAUUCUGGCCUGGGCAUUCUUUUAUCUGUUCUCCUCCUUCAAAUCUGAGUUGCCCUGGGCAAACUGUCAAAACCCCUGGAACACAGGUAUUGCCGUCCUCAUCUUAACUUACAUCCAUCUUUAUUUUAAUGGCUUUCUUGUCACCAGCACUUACCCAUUUUAUGUUGCAACAGAGAACUGUAUGGAGUUUGACAAAGCCAGAGGCCUACUCAACUUUACAGUUUUUGAAAAUGCAACAUCACCAGUGAAAGAGUUUUGGGAGAGAAGGGUUCUGAAUAUCACAGACAAUGUGUAUGAAAUGGGCAAUAUGAGAUGGGAGUUAGCCCUGUGUCUUCUUCUGUCAUGGAUUCUUUGCUACUUCUGUGUGUGGAAAGGGGUGAAGUCCACAGGCAAGGUGGUGUACUUCACAGCUACCUUCCCCUACGCGAUGUUGGUGGUGCUGUUGAUUCGGGGGCUCACACUACCUGGGGCAGUGGAUGGCAUCAAGUUCUACCUCUACCCUGAUCCAGCACGCUUGGCUGACCCUCAGGUGUGGAUGGAUGCUGGCACACAGAUUUUCUAUUCUUAUGCAAUUUGCAUUGGAUGCCUGACUGCGCUGGGCAGUUACAAUAAGUACAACAACAACUGUUACAAAGACUGUGUUUACCUGUGCCUAUUAAACAGCGGGACCAGUUUUGUGGCUGGUGUUGCAAUUUUCUCUGUAUUGGGGUUCAUGGCUUAUGAGCAAAAAACGAAUAUCUCAAUGGUAGCAGAAUCAGGUCCGGGCUUGGCUUUCAUUGCCUAUCCCCGAGCAGUUGCCAUGAUGCCUUUACCUCAACUUUGGGCCAUAUGUUUCUUCAUUAUGAUCAUAUUGCUUGGGCUGGACAGUGAGUUUGUAGGCCUGGAGGCUUUGAUGACCACCAUCACAGAUAUGUUCCCCAACUUCUUCCACACGGGCAAGCACAGACGCAAGAUCCUUCUACUCAUCAUCAGUAUAGCGAGCUUCCUCAUUGGCUUAGUGAUGGUCACUGAGGGUGGGCUGUAUGUUUUCCAGCUUUUCGAUUACUAUGCCUGCAGUGGAAUGACUCUGCUAAUGUUUGCUUUUUUCCAGUCUGUAUGCAUUGGAUGGGUUUAUGGUGCUGACCACCUGUAUGACAACAUAGAAGAUAUGAUUGGGUAUCGGCCUUUGCCUCUGAUUAAGUAUUGUUGGAAAUAUGUCACACCUGUAGUCUGCUCUGGUACAUUUGUGUUCUCCCUCAUCAAAUACAGCCCGCUGAAGUUCAACAACACCACUGAAUACCCGUGGUGGGGUUAUGCCAUUGGUUGGUGGUUCACCCUCUCCUCUACUUUGCUUGUGCCCCUUUGGAUGAUAUAUGUAAUUAUUUCUACUCCUGGAAGUCUACGACAGAGGCUUCGGACACUGUGCACUCCAUCUUUGGACCUUCCUGAGAACCUGACCCAAAAGAACGCCAUCCACUGCCCUCAGAACCCUGAGUGUGGGGUUCCAUUCCAGAAAUCAGAGACAGCAGCCUGGAACAAGUUCAGAGACACUGGCCCGCUUUAGAUAUCUUGGAAAGUAUUAGUAUAUAGUAAGAAUCACACUAAGCUCUGGUAGAACAGUCACAGUUUAACCUAUUUUCAUACUGAUCUCCUGUGGUUAGCUGGUGAAGUGUUUGAAGUGUUGAAGUGGUUAGUGUUCACCAGUAACAUCUAGAGUGAGUGAUUUCAGGAAUGUCUUUCUUAAAUAUUUGAUGUCCUUUUGAUGGGGGAUCAACAAGAAGACUAAUUUUUGGCAUUUUUAUGAAGGUUUUUUUCUGAUGAAUGUUGGUCUUUUCCGGUGCUUAUAUAGGUGUCCAGGAACAAUUCACAACUUAAAACAAUGACAGGACCUGUUGAAAGCUCUUACUUCUCAAAGUCUUUACUGUAUCCUCUUCGCAUACUUCAGAAAAAGUUCAGAGUAGAUGGAAGAUUCCCUUAAUGUGUGUGUGUGUGUGUGUGUGUGUGUGUGUGUGUGUGUGGAGGUGUGUAUGUGUUGCUAUUAUAGCAUUAUUACAUGCCAAAUGUCGGCAUAACCGUAUGGCCUUUAACCAGAAGUGCCAUGGUCGUAUUUACUUGGUAUAUCAUAACCAAGACAGGAUAUUGUGCAUUAUGUUUUAUAACAUACCAGAAAUAUUUAAGUGAACACUCGGAAGGGUAUUGGUUCUUCCAUGUAGGGAAAAUAGAAUAGUUAAAAGUAGAAUAGUUUCUCCUUGAUCAUGUGUUCUUUAAUACAUAUAGAUCAUGGAAUGUGCCAACACAUGAUCAGAUAUCCCUCCUGGAACAUUGACAGUCUGUGAUUUAAGUGCAUGAGCCGUGUAUGGGUAAAAGGUGUAUAUGUCUUUGUUAUCACACUCGUACUCAUCUGAUAUGUGAUUUUCACAUAAUAAAUAUGAAGAUAAAUAUGUCAAAAGCCAUGAUUCAUUGCUGCUCAGUUGGGACCAGUUAAUGUGGAUGACAGUUUAUUCCCCUUUGUGUACACCUUUGAUGUUUUUAUUGGUUGUUCUUUUUCCCUUGGAGCAAAAUAGCCGUGAUUGUGUAACAGUGACUGCCAGCCGUUUGAAUAUUUAAUAAGAUUCCUGCAGCCUUUGGGGAACUGAAUGCCAGUUUUUAUUAAUUUUAACCGUGUCUUUUUUCCCCCAUAUUUUCUUGUUCCUUCCUUAAGCCCUGCCUUCCAAUUUCUGUAGCUCUGACUCUGCUUUUGGUAGAAUAUUAGCAAUUUUUUGGUGUUUGUCGUAUUUAUGUGUUGCUGUAACUGAACAAUGUUUGCUGUAUGUAUGCUGGUGAGGUGUUGACACCUACCUUUGACUCUGGAAUGUUAACACAUUGAUUUUUUAAUGCUCUGCAAACAUAGACAUGACAUAAGGUCAAAAUAAAUGUGUGAGCUGUUG